AUGCAUCAUGAAAAAGUUCACCCAAAAGACAGAGCUAAUUUUAUCUCUAGAGUUCUACUUUGGUGGAUUGUUGAUCUGUUGUGGAGGGGAAACAAAAAUCCGCUGAAUCAAGAAGAUCUCGAUCCAGUCAGAGAAGACGACAGUGCUGCUCGUCAGACAAAUCGUUUGGGGGAAAUUUGGAAUAAUGAAAAAAUCUCAGCAAGACAAAAGAAGAGAAAACCAAAAUUUUGGAAAGCAAUGAUAAAGUUUUUCACGUGGCAAGAACAUGCACUUGUUUAUUUUUUAAUGCUUUUCAACGUCUUUGGAAAUGCAGUAUUUUUUUAUUCUGUUACGAACUUGAUGAAAGCAAUCGGUAGCAAUUUAGAGCAAGGUACCCAUUCUCCAAAGGAAUAUCUUAUCUUUAUUGGGGGUAUGAUGAUAGGAUCACUUUGUGAGGUUCUUGGUUCCCAGCAUUCCUGUCUGCUUCUACCUAUGUUAGGAAUAAAAGCAAGAGCUGCACUUGUUGGUUUGAUUUAUAAAAAGGUAAGGCAUAUAUAA
This is a messenger RNA of Paramuricea clavata, 537 nucleotides long. The record is from the annotation of a GenBank genome assembly. Lineage: Eukaryota; Metazoa; Cnidaria; Anthozoa; Malacalcyonacea; Plexauridae.